Messenger RNA from Lepus europaeus (European hare), 7924 nucleotides. It is a transcript of the gene COL6A5, whose product is annotated as collagen type VI alpha 5 chain. The coding region runs from base 1 to 7842 and encodes 2613 amino acids. The record is from RefSeq and is a predicted model, not a curated record. The transcript has 40 exons. Lineage: Eukaryota; Metazoa; Chordata; Mammalia; Lagomorpha; Leporidae.
AUGAAGACCUUGUUCAUUUUGUUUGUCCUAAUCCUUUGGAUGGAAACAUUGGCAGACCAGAGCCCAGGGCCGGGCCCUCAGUAUGGCGACGUGGUGUUCCUGGUGGACAGCUCCGAUCACCUGGGAGUUAAGAACUUCCCUUUCGUGAAAGCCUUCCUGAACAAGAUGAUCACCAGCCUCCCCAUCGAGGCCAGCAAGUUCCGCGUGGCGCUGGCGCAGUACAGCGACCAGCUCCACAGCGAGUUCGGGCUGAGCACCUUCAAGGUCAAGGGCCCCAUGCUGAACCACCUCAAGAAGAACGUGGAGUUCCUGGGCGGCGCCCUGCGCGUGGGCAGCGCCCUGCGGGAGGCGCACAGGGCCUACUUCUCCGCAGCCCCCGACGGCAGAGACAAGAAGCAGUUCCCCCCGGUCCUGGUGGUCCUGGCUUCGGCCGAGUCCGAGGACGACGUGGGGGCAGCUGCGGAGGCCCUGCGGCGAGACGGGGUGCGAAUCAUCUCCGUGGGGGUGCAGAAGGCUGCUGAGGAGGGCGUCAGGGCCAUGGCCACGUCUCAGUUCCAUUUCAGCCUCCGGACGGCCCGGGACCUCAGCACGUUCUCGCACAACGUGACGCAGGCCAUCAGGGACGCGGUGCAGUACAGGGACGCGGCCGUGGAUGCUGACGUGGGAGUUCCCCUCCCGAUGUCCUGUCAGAAAGAUUCGCUGGCCGACCUCGUGUUCCUGGUGGAUGAGUCACUCGGGAGCAGACAAAACCUGAGGCACCUGCAGACGUUUCUGGAAGACAUCAGCAGCUCCAUGGACGUGAAGGAGAACUGCAUACGGCUCGGCCUGAUGCGUUACAGCACUAGCACCAAGACCGUCUCUUCUCUGAGAUCCAGCAGGAGCCAAUCUGAAUUCCGGCGGCAGAUCCAGAAGCUUUCUCUCCAGGCUGGAAGAGCCCAUACAGGAGCUGCCAUCGAGCAGUUGAGGAGAGAGGGCUUCUCGGAGGCCGGAGGCAGCCGACGGGCCCAGGGCGUGCCUCAGAUUGCAGUGCUGGUCACCAGCAGACCCUCGGACGAUGAGGUGCGCGAUGCCGCACUGGACCUCCGGCUAGAGGGCGUCACUGUGUUUGCAGUGAACAUCCGGGGAGCUAACAGUACCCAGUUGGAAGAAAUAGUGUCUUACCCCCCUGGGCAGUCCAUUUCCAUCAUGAGCUCCUAUGCAGACUUGGGAAAUUACACCACAAAGUUCCUGAAAAAGCUCCAGAAUGAAAUAUGGGCCCAAGUUUCUACUGUAGCAGAACAAAUGGAACUUGAUAAAACUGGCUGUGUGGAUACAAAGGAAGCCGAUAUCUAUUUUCUCAUUGAUGGCUCAAGCAGUAUCCGGGACAAACAGUUUUUGCAAAUCAAGGAAUUUAUGCUGGCGGUGAUAGAGAUGUUUAACAUCGGCCCAGAUAAAGUCCGUGUGGGCGUUGUGCAGUACUCCAAUGACAGAGCAGUAGAAUUCGACAUUGAUGUCUAUCAUGAUAACAGUGGCUUAAGAAAGGCCAUUUAUAACAUCAAGCAGCUUAAAGGCGGCACUCUCACCGGGAAAGCCCUGGACUUCAUCCUGCCCAUCAUGAAGAAAGGAAGGCAGGCUAGGGCAAGCCAGGUGCCCUGUUACCUCCUUGUGCUGACUGACGGGAAGUCUGAAGAUGAAGUCCUGGGGCCUGCAAAGAGAAUAAGGGCUGAACAGAUCACCAUCCAUGCGAUCGGCAUUGGGAAGGCCCAUAAAAAAGAACUGCUGCAAAUUGCUGGGGCAGAAGAAAGGGUUAACUUUGGGCAGAAUACUGAUGCUUUAAAGAGCAUAAAAAAGGAAAUUGUCCAUAGCAUCUGCACAGAAAAAGGAUGUGAAGACAUGAAGGCUGACAUCAUGUUUCUAGUGGACGGUUCUAGCAGUAUAGGAUAUACAAAUUUUGAGAAAAUGAAAAGCUUCAUGCAAACCCUAUUAACUAAGAUUCAAAUUGGUGCAGAUAAAACUCAAAUUGGUGUCGCUCAGUUCAGUGAUUAUAAUAAGGAAGAGUUCCCGCUUAAUAAGUACUUCACCCAAAAAGAAAUUUCAGAUGCAAUAGACAAAAUGCUUCUCAUCACUGGAAACACCUUGACGGGAAGUGCACUCAAAUUCAUAGAUACAUACUUCACUCAAUCCAAGGGGGCCCGACACGGGGUCAAAAAGUUCCUCAUCCUCAUCACGGAUGGAGAAGCUCAGGAUGACGUGAGAGAACCUGCCGUGGCUCUCCGGGACAAGGGUGUGAUCAUCUUAUCUGUGGGGGUGUAUGGCGCCAACAGGACGCAGCUGGAGGAGAUCAGUGGGGACGGCAGCCUGGUUUUCCAUGUUGAGAACUUUGAGGACCUAAAGGAGAUAGAAAGGAAACUCAUCUUCCGUGUGUGUACUCUUCAUGAUUGUAAAAGGAUUCAACUGUUAGACGUCGUGUUCGUGUUGGAUCAUUCAGGCAGCAUAAAUUCAGAACAGCAAGAAAGCAUGAUUAACCUGACGACCCAUUUGGUGAAGAAGUCAGAUGUUGGCAGGGACCGAGUUCAGUUUGGAGCCCUCAGAUAUUCUGAUGAUCCUGACAUUCUCUUUUACCUGAACACAUACUCAAACCGUUCAGCAAUUAUUGAGCAUCUGAGGAGGCGCAGGGACACUGGCGGGUCCACCUUCACCGCUAAGGCUCUCAGUCACUCGGCUACCCUCUUUGAGGAGCGGCACGGCAGCCGCAUCAAGCAAAACGUGAAGCAGAUGCUGAUUAUCAUCACAGAUGGGGAAUCCCACGAUCGGCAUCUUCUCAAUGACACAGCCCUGAAAUUAAGAAACAAAGGCAUCACCAUCUUUGCAGUGGGUGUAGGAAAGGCCAACCAAGAAGAACUUGAGGCUAUGGCAGGGAAUAAAGAAAACACCAUCCAUGUCAACGAUUUUGACAAACUGAAAGAUGUAUAUCUGCCCCUGCAAGAAAGUAUGUGUACCAAUGCACGGGAGGUUUGUAAUCUUCAUGAAGCUGAUGUGGUUUUCCUCUGUGACGGCUCUGAUAUGGUCUCUGACUCAGAGUUUGUUACCAUGGCAACCUUCUUGUCAGACCUAAUUGAUAAUUUUGACAUUCAGUCUCGGAAAAUGAAGAUCGGAAUGGCUCAAUUCGGGAGCCGCUAUCAGAAAAUUAUUGAGUUGGAAAGCUCUCUGACGGAAAGCCAGUGGAAGACCCAAAUUCAGGCUGCUGCCAAGAGCAAAGGGCUCCCGCGAGUCGACUUUGCCCUCAAGCACGUGAGCGACAUGUUUGACCCAAGCGCCGGUGGGAGAGGAAACGCUGGCGUCCCCCAGACUUUGGUAGUCAUCAUUUCUGGGGACCCUCGCUACGAUGUGGCAGAUGCCGUGAAAACCCUGAAGCGCCUUGGAAUUUGUGUCCUGGUGUUGGGCAUAGGAGACGUGCAUAAGGAGCGGCUUCUGCCCAUUACAGGCAACCCAGAGAAAAUACUCACUCUUCACAACUUUAAUAAACUGAGGGAUGUGGACGUGCAAAAGAGAAUGGUCCGUGAGAUCUGCCAGAGCUGUGGGAAAACCAAUUGCUUUGUGGACGUAGUGGUUGGAUUCGACAUCUCCACUCACCUGCAGGGGCAGCCUUUGUUCCAGGGCCACCCCCGGCUGGAGUCGCAGCUCCCAGGCAUCUUAGAGGACAUCACCUCCAUCAAGGGGGUGAGCUGUGGUGCCGGUGCAGAGACGCAGGUAAGCGUGGCCUUUAAGGUGAACAGUGAUGGAGAAUUCCCUGCCAAGUUCCAAAUCUACCGCACAGCAGUGUUUGACAGCUUGCUGCACGUCGCCGUCAGAGGCCCGACUCAUCUGAAUGCCCAGUUCUUGGAGUCGCUGUGGGACACAUUUGAGGAUAAAUCUGCCUCCCGGGGACAGGUGCUGCUCAUCUUUUCUGAUGGUCUCCAGGGUGAGAGCAUCCCAGUGCUGGAGAACCAAGCAGACAGGCUCAGAGAAGCAGGACUUGAUGCUCUGCUUGUGGUGUCCCUUAACACCACUGUUCAUGACGAGUUUUCCAGCUUUGAGUUUGGAAAGGGAUUUCAUUACAGGACUCCUCUGACCUUGGGGAUGACAGAAGUGGGCAAAAUGCUGUCCCAGUACCUGGGCAACAUUGCAGAGAGGACUUGCUGCUGUACAUUUUGCAAAUGUCCAGGGGUUCCAGGACCUCAGGGGACCCGAGGAAGACAAGCCUUGAAGGGCUCUCCAGGCCUGAAGGGCAGCAGAGGCCACCGGGGCGAGGAUGGAGACCCUGGAAGACGAGGGGAGACUGGACCCCCAGGAGACCAAGGGAUUGCAGGUUGUGUAGGGGAACGCGGACAGAAGGGAGCCAAAGGAUUCUCUGGACAAAAGGGAGAACACGGUGACCAUGGGCUUGAUGGCCUGGACGGGGAGGAGGGUAUGCGUGGACUUUCUGGACAAAAAGGAGAGAAAGGUGAUCCAGGCUCUCAGGGCAGCCCAGGUUCCAGAGGUCCCCCUGGGGCAUAUGGAGAAAAGGGUUUCCCAGGGGCUCCUGGUAAUCCAGGACAAGCCAGCAACAUCAAAGGACAAAAGGGCUCCAAAGGAGAACAAGGAAGCCAAGGUAGAACGGGACAGAAAGGGACACAAGGCAGCCCCAGUUCCAGAGGCAGCGAGGGGAGAGAAGGGCGACGAGGGUUGCAAGGUGCCCCGGGGGAACCAGGAGUUCCUGGACCAGGAGGUAUCCAGGGAGCAGAAGGACUACACGGCCCACAGGGGAUCAGUGGAAAUCCUGGAGCGAAAGGAGAAAAAGGAAGCCAGGGGCACAAAGGACCACAGGGUUCCCCUGGGCUGGCUGGAGCCAAAGGGAGCACUGGACGACCUGGACUCUUAGGGAAGAAAGGAGAACCUGGAAUUCCUGGAGACCCAGGACCAGUGGGUCCAGCUGGACAGCGAGGAAGACAGGGAGAUGAUGGCAUCCCCGGUUACGGUUACAUGGGACAAAAAGGAGUAAAGGGCUCACGAGGAUUCCCUGGAGACAUGGGGCGAAAGGGUGAAGUUGGGGAUCCUGGAAGUCCUGGGGGGCCCGGACCCAAAGGCUCUAGGGGCCUAAUACUCACUGUAGGUUUGCAAGGUGAAAGGGGAUCUCAGGGGCCCCCAGGCCCCCCUGGACAGAGAGGUCCUAAAGGCAUGGCGGGGGCACCAGUAUAUUCUCAUUGUGAGCUGAUGCAGUUCCUGCGGGACCGUAGUCCUUGCUGGAAAGAAAAGUGUCCAGUGUAUCCAACAGAACUGGUAUUUGCCCUGGAUCAGGCCUCUGGGAUCACAGAAUGGAGAUUUAACGAGACAAGGGACAUGAUUGCUUCCAUUAUCAGUGACCUGAACAUCAGGGAGAAUAAUUGUCCUGUAGGGGCCAGAGUCACCGUGGUUUCCUAUGACUCCAACGUCAGCUACCUCAUCCGUGGGUCUGAUUACCGGAGCAAGCAGCAGCUCCUCCAGUUUCUCUACCAGAUAAAAUACCAGGUCCCCACACAGCCCCGUGACAUCGGUCAGGCAAUGAGGUUCGUCGCUCGCAAUGUCUUCAAGAGGACGGGUGCGGGAGCCAACGUGAGGAGAGUGGCUGUGUUUUUCAGUAACGGUCAGGCGGCCAGUAAGUCAUCCAUCAUCACGGCCACCAUGGAGCUCAGCGCCCUGGACAUCAGCCCGGCAGUCUUUGCUUUCAACGAAAGAGUUUUUCUUGAUGAAGCCUUUGGGUUUGAUGACACUGGAACAUUCCAGGUGAUUCCAGUUCCUCCAGAUGGAGAAUAUGAACCAUUAGACAGACUUCAGCGCUGCACACUUUGCUAUGAUAAAUGUUUUCCAAAUGCCUGCGCAAAAGAGAUUUUCUUGACUGAAGAAACAUACAUGGACAUAGCCUUUCUCAUAGACAAUUCUCGGCACGUAGCAAGUGAUGAGUUUAAGGCUUUGAAAGACAUGGUGAGCCUAACGAUUGACAACUUCAACAUUGCUUCAGACCCCUUAAUCUCAAAUUCUGGGGAUAGGAUUGCCUUGUUGAGCUAUUCCGCCUUGGGAAGUUCCAGGAGAAAUACGACUACAGUAAAAACAGAGUUUGACUUCACAACGUAUGGCAGCCAAGCCUUGAUGAAGAAUUAUAUCCAGAAUUCCCUGCAGCAGUUAAAUGGAGAAGCCACCAUUGGCCAUGCCCUACUGUGGACCAUGGAAAAUCUCUUUUCUGAAACACCCAACAUAAGAAGACACAAGGUCAUAUUAGUGGUCUCAGUUGGAGAGAACCAUGAGAGACGGGAAUUUGUAAAAAAGAUGGCACUGAGGGCCAAGUGCCAAGGCUAUGUCAUAUUUGUCAUUGCUCUGGGCCCUGCACCUAAAGAUGACCUGGAGGAGUUAGCCAGCCACCCGCUUGAUCACCAUUUAAUACAGCUUGGGAGAAUACAUAAAGCAGAACUGAAUUAUAUUGUGAAGUUCCUAAAGCCAUUUAUAUACUCAGUCCGACGGGGAUUCAACUUGUACCCACCCCCGAGGCUGGAGAAGGCCUGUAAACUCAUCAAUUCAGAAGAAGAGGAAGGUCUCAACAGUGGUGUCCUAUUUGUUGAUGAGCUACAUGAGAUUUCUGCAGAUGAGACCAGCUUCAUUGUCCAGGAAAUAAAUGCUGGGAAAGAGUCAUCUUUCGUGUUGGAAGACAAUGGAGAUGGCCAUUUGGUGUACCUUCCAAACCAAAUGGUGGACCCACAGAAAUUAGUGAUUAAUUAUGAAAAUGAUCAGGAAUCUGUUGGAACUACAAGUCUCACACCUGGGCAUGAAAAUUAUGGCAGAAAAGAAGAAUCAAGUCUUACUUUUGAACCUGGAGAUGUCUCUCUGCAAGAAUAUUACAUGGAUGUGGCAUUCCUCAUAGAUGCCUCCCAAAGAGUAGGGAAUGAUGAAUUUAAGGAAGUGAAAGCUUUUAUAGCCUCAGUGCUUGAUUACUUUCACAUCACCCCCUACCCGCUGACCGCCACCUUAGGAGACAGAGUGGCUGUGCUCAGCUACUCUCCCCCAGGCUACAUGCCCAACACGGAAGAAUGCCCUGCCUACCUGGAAUUCGAUUUGGUUACCUACAAUAGUAGAGACCAAAUGAAACGCCAUCUCCAAGAAUCUCUACAACAGCUCAAUGGAGACGUUUUUACUGGCCAUGCCCUGCAGUGGACCAUCGACAAUGUCUUUGUAGGAACCCCCAACCUGAGGAAAAACAAAGUUAUCUUCGUAAUAUCUGCCGGUGAAACCAAUCCUGUAGACAAGGAAGUCUUAAGAAAUGUGUCUCUGAGAGCCAAGUGUCAAGGCUACACCGUAUUUGUGUUUUCCUUUGGUCCUACACACAAUGAUGAGGAGUUAGAGGAAUUAGCCAGCCACCCCCUGGAUCAUCACCUCGUCCAGCUUGGCCGGACCCACAAGCCAGAUUUCAGCUAUGUUAUCAAGUUUGUCAGGCCUUUUGUCCAUUCCAUCCGACGUGCCAUCAACAGCUACCCCAUGGAUGAUUUGAGAGCCAAGUGUGCAAAUGUCACCUCCCCUGGUCCUGAAGGCGUUGACACAGAAGACACCAUAUUCCUCAUCCCUGAGGUGUAUGAAAUCGAGAGAGAAGACGGUGGGCUGUUUGGUGAACCUGGUUCCCGGGAGCAGCGUCUCUUCGCAUUAGGAAAUAACCAGAGUAACGAUUCCGAGACCACGACCGGUCUGAUCCAGAAGCUGUACAUGCUCUUUGCAACCGGGGAGGUGAUGAUGAAAGACAAGGAUGAGGCACAUUCAGAAGAAACUGCAGUCCCAGUGAACGAUAAACGACAAGACAUAAAAGAUGGUGAGGACAUAAGAUGAUCAUGGCAGAAAAGAAGCCAGUGCCUCCACUGCCAUGUUCCAGUGUAUUCCAUGUGGUUCCAAUCAGGAAGUGUGAAGCAUC